Molecule: messenger RNA, 1351 nt
Organism: Hypanus sabinus (Atlantic stingray)
Lineage: Eukaryota; Metazoa; Chordata; Chondrichthyes; Myliobatiformes; Dasyatidae
Product: rootletin-like
Exons: 7
Source: RefSeq, a predicted model, not a curated record
CCCACCACAGCUGAAGGGUUUGAACUCCGAGCUCUCCCGCUCGGGGCAGGAGUCCGAGAAGUCUCGCAGCGCGUCCCAGGCAAGGGAGGCUGAGCUGCUGUCCGAAUCGGCCCGGCUCAAGUCCCAGCUCCUGGAGAUGGAGGCAGCCUGCGAGUCUGCGCAGGACAAGGCCCGCGAUCUGGAGCGGCAGUUGCGGGAGUCCGAGUCGCGGCCCCCUCGGCGGAGGGGAGGCGUCGCUCUCGUCCGAGCUGGAGGGGCUGAGGGAGCGCGAGAGGUGCCUCCGGGAGGAACUGACCCGCCGGGAGACAGCGGGCAGGAGUGGGCGUCCCGUGAGUCCGGCCUCCGGCUCGAGCUCAGCGCCGCCCUCGGCCGGGAGCAGGGCCUCUCCGAGGCGCUGGGGCGGGCGCAGGAGGAGGGGCGGCAGGUCUCGGCCCGCUUGGCGGGGCUCCUCUCCGUUCUGCGGCAGGGGCUGGGGCUCCGAGCACCAGAAGACGGGAGAGUGCCCCCGACGGAGCCCGCAUUCUCGCGAGCCAAGGAGGAGGAGGCGGAGGUGGUGGAGGCUGCCCUGAGGGAGCUGAUUGCGAGGGAGGACAGCGCGCGCACGGAGAAGGAGUCUCUGGGGGUCGAGCUGAGAAGCCUGCACCUGCAGAUCGAGGGUCUGGGCUCCGAGAGGCUGGGGACGGCGGGCCGACUCCGGAAACUACAGCACCGGGUGGCCGAGGCCGAGGAGGGUCAUCGACAGGCAACUGACCAGCUCUCGGCUCUCCAGGCCGCUCUACGUCUCCGUGAACAGACACUGUCCCACCAGGAGAGGGAGUGCGCGGCCCUACGUGAGACCGUGCGGCAACUCGAAGAUUGUCUGCACCGCUCCCAGCGGGAAUCGGAGGCUGCCAAGGAGGAAGCGAGGAGGGCACGGGCGAUGGCCGAGCAGGCCGAGGCGGAGGAACGUCGUCACCGGCGCCAGGCCGAGGCCUCGCGGGCUGAGCUGGCCACCUCGGGCCUCUCGCUGGAGGCCGAGCUGUCCCGGGCCCGCUCCCAGCUGACCGAGCGGGAGGCAGAAGCCCGUCACCUGUGCCAGGAGCUGCGUGACCUCCAGCUGCGGUCGCCGAGGCCCAAUCCAGUGCCAGGCCGCGAUUGCCAUGGACGAGUGCUGUUGCCGGGCGGCGGUGGCCCGGGGCCAGCCUCAGUUGGGAAGCGUGGUUUCCAAGGUGCAGCUUGUUGUCAGGGAUUCAUUUCUGUUGCCAAGGGCUGGCCUAUUGCCAGGCUGCAGUCACCGCCGUUCAAUCGGCCAGUAUUGUUGCUGGGCACCGGCCCCCGGCCGCCCCCGUUGCCAGGGCAGCAGUCAUCGCGG